UAAGCUCAGUCAGAAAGCAAAGGAGCAGCUGGGACCAGAGAGGUAGGGAGUGCAGUGGAGCAAGGCAAAAAGAAAAAAAAAAAGAAAGAAAAAAAGAAAAAAAGAGACCCACCGGGCACCAAAUCUCUGCACAUGGACUUGUUGGGACAGUCAGUAGGCAGCACCUGAGUGACCACUUUAAGGAGAAAAUAAGGCCGGCUAAGAUCAAUACAGGACUUCAACUGUCUUCUCUUUGGCAUCCCCAUGGAUGCACGCAGAUUGAUCUGAAUGCUGAUCUGCAUCUUUUGAUCUGAGCCCAACUUCUGUGGAUAUUGCAGCUUUUUCCAGCUACCACACCAGUCUGCUGAAGCCUGGACUCUAUUGUUGAGUUUAAGAAGCAGCGGGGGAGAGCGAGGGAAAAGAGAAUAUUGCCAUCCAUCUCUAAGUCCCUACAGCCCACCCUCAGCUUUGGACGCCCCUCCUCUCAGCCUCUUCUUUUGACCCCCUGUGCCCUCCACAACACCCCAACCCAACCCCCUUCAGCACCUCCACCCCCCCAACAGAGCAGAAAGCGUGAAAAAUCUCACUAAUGGGUUUAUUUGCUGUCAGAUCUCCACAGAUCUGUCAUUCCCUUGGACCAUUCUGCUUGACACAUUUCAUAGUUGAGUAAGCCUCCUGGAAGUCUGGCUAGAUUUAGCAGUGCCCCUGCAAACGCUGGGCUGGCUCAGAGCUCAUCAAGAGGGGAGCAGGAGUCAGUCUGACAGUCUCUUGGACAGGGAGUCCCUGAAGCUGCAUUCCUCCAGUCUCUUGUGUUUGUAAGCCUCGUGGGCAUCUUCAGCUUGCGUCCAACCACACGACUGGUCCUUUUCCAGAAGAUUCGGGUUGUUUCUGCAGGGAUUCAGGUGCUGAUUGAAAGACUGUGAAGAUGUGGUGUGGGGCUAUGCCUCUGGCCGUAGUGGCUGUGGUGUUCUGGACCCAGUGUGUCCUUCUAGAUGGAGUGGAUGCCAAGAAGGAGAGGAAGAGGCCAAAGGAGCCCACUCCACAGCACACAGAGACGUACAACACAACUCUAUCCAACAGUGAAGAAGUUGGUGGGACCAUCAAGGGUUCUGAUCACCAGAGGGUGGAUCCACUGGGAUCAUGGAUGGACUUUGUGAAACGACCCGUUGGAAACUUUCCUGGAAAAUGUCGCAAACGCAAACGACCACUGCCAGGCCCACCCGGUCCUCCAGGUCCUCCAGGUCCCCAGGGUCCUCCUGGCUCUCCUGGGGCUCAAGUAACUCAAGAAGUUCUCCUGCAGGAGUUCAAAGAGAUGAUUAAAGAGGCUACAGAGAGGCGAACAGCAGCCUUGGACAGACAAAUCAGCCCCAGCCAGCUACCUACAACCAUCCUCACCCUGGAGGGGAUGACCUCGUACCGCAGAAUCGAAGAAGCUUUCCACUGCAAGCUCAAGGGACCCGUAGUGGUCGACAAGAAGACUCUGGUGGAGCUCCAGAACUUUCAGACACCGCCUGCUAAAGGAGCUUUCCUCAGAGGGUCGGGAAUGGACCAGUCGACUGGGAGGUUCACAGCUCCCAUCACAGGGAUCUACCAGUUCUCUGCUAAUGUCCAUAUUGAUCACAAUGAGGUGAAGAGGAGCAAGAGCCAGCUUAAGGCCAGGGACAAUAUUCGGGUGUUGAUCUGCAUCGAAUCCCUCUGCCACAGAUACACUUCACUGGAGAUGAUCGUUGGCUUGGAAAGUAACAGCAAGAUAUUCACUGUCAGCGUGCAGGGACUGCUGGAGCUGCAGGCUGGGCAGUACACCUCCAUAUUUGUGGAUAACGCAGCCGGUGCUUCCAUUACAAUACAGAACGGUUCAGAUUUCAUGGGCAUGCUGCUUGGUGUAUAGCCUCAAACACGAGCAGGGCAUCCUCCAAGCUGUCCACUGCUGCCUUUUAUUUUUUUAUUUUCUUUCAAUGGACUGCUUAUGAGCACCGCCACACAGGACCAAACCACAGGGGAGGCUUGAAGGAAGGAUGUAAGGCUGACAUUGACUUGACUGCUUGUCAGAUGAAAGUCAGUGAAAGGACAGUGUGAAGCACUCAUGGACUGAGUUUGUUUCUCACAGUGCACUUCCACCUCCCCCCCCCAGGAACUUGGACGCAUGUUGCUUCACAGAUAGAAUAACCUGAAAAUAAAAUGGAGAAUAUGUUUGUUACAGUAUAUUUUUCAUGGUUGUUGAAGACCUUUGCAGUAAACCAAGAUUUUUUUUAUGUUCUCUGUAGUGGUUGAAAGAGCUAGGGAACACAAAAUAGUAAAUUUGUGCAUUUAAUGUAUAUUGACAUUCAUGUUUUUGUCUUUUCUAUCUAUUGUCUAAACACUCAUGAACUAUAAUUUUGUUGGAUUAAAAUCCAGUUUUAUUAUAUUAUAUGGUACAUAGACUCCUUGAGUACACUGGACAGUUAAAAUAUGCUCAGUAGACUGGCCUCAUGUGGUAUUGUAUCAUAACUGUUGCUGCAUUUUUAGCCAUUUUAGCAUCAGUUAAGACUGAAAUAUUCAACGGUGAGAGGAUGGAUUAGUUGUAUAGAGUCCCACAGACCCACAAUCCCACAAUCCACAUUUAUCAUUUUUAAGUUAAAUAUUUGAACAAUAAUGCCAUGAAAUUAACUGUUUGCUCCAGAAUAAAAUAUAAGCUAAUUUCAUCUGUGAUUCCUGAUCUUUUCAGAUGGUAAUUUGACUUGUCCCACAGUUUUGUUUAUGGCAUCAUUUUAGUGCCAGUUAUCAAAUGCUAACAUCUCCGUGGCUAAACGUCACCAAUUUAAUACCAUGGACUGUAUAUAAAAAAAUGGAUGUUUAAGAAAUGAAAGUACUACAACUUACCUUAAACUGCAUUCUAUCGAUGGCCAGCAGGGGGGCAACUUUUUUUUUUUUGUUGAAAAAGUAAGGAGGAUUAUGCAGCGUACUCUUAUUUGCUGAAACGGGAAUUCAUACUACCAAUUCAUAGUUCAUGUCCAUUUGUGCAGGUAUAUUGCUACACUGAGUGAAGGAUUUUGUGUAUGUUUGACUGGAGUCCUUGAGAAAAGCCAUCAGCAUGUAACAGAUAAGCAGAAUGCUGAUUGGCUGAAAAAAGGAAAGGGAGUGAAGAAAGAGUAGGAAUAGCAAACCCCCCCCCCACUAAAGAUCAAACAUUGGCUGCAGUGGACACUUUUUAUUGUUUGUAACAUUUGUAACAGUUUCACUUCAACACUUUGUAUGUUGUAACUUUGGUCUUCUCUGUGGUUGGCGGAAGGUCCAACAACAACACAAGCUGCCCUCUGGUGACAGCAAAUAGCUAAAACAUGUAGACAAUGGUCUGCAAAGCUCUGUGUGGUGACCAGUACACAACAAUGCCAGUUGCUUAAGAACAACAGAUUCAUGUGCAGCAUAGUCAGUUUCUAUUGGUGAUGGUAAAAACUUGACUGUCAAAAUGAGUCUUUCGAAACCAGUGCCUGACUACAUCCAUAUUUCAUAUACAGUCUGUGGUUGACACCUAGCCUUUUAGACUAUAGAAAGAAGAGUUUUGCCAAUACUGCUGAGCAUUUUUAUCUUCAACUCAUCUGAGAGGGAAGAAGUUAAAAGUUUGUGAUCUCAUCCACCUUGUGUGGAUACUCCUUUUCCACCACCUGGAUAUGUGUCCAUAUUGUUUGCGACAAAUGCCAAUAAAUUAUUAGUUUUUAAUGUCAUGUCACGAGCACCUUAGUACCACCAUUGUCAGUCAAAGGCUCACUCUUUUUGCCAUUUUUUAUCUCACUCUCAAGCAGCCAUUCUUCUGCUUCAUGUUUACACCUGGAAUGGUCAAUGCAAUACAUUUAUAGGUCAGUUAGUGUAUAAGGAAAUUAAUAUACUCCAGUUUCCCUGUAAAAUAUUGUGUUUUUACAGCUUUUUAAAGAUUACGUAGAACAAUGUUUGGAUGAACUAAGAUUUUUUUAUACAGUCCCCUAUGUUUUAUCUUUUACAAACCUUAAAUAUUUUUAUUGUAUUUUAUGUUUUUCUUGACAAAUACAUGUUUGUAAUUUAUCAUAACUGAUAUAUUAGUAAGUUUGGGAAGCAUUGAAAUUUGAUAUUUAUGUUUGAGAUCCACACUUAAUGCCAUAAUCUAUACAGGAAACCACAGAAUUAAAAGAUAACUUCACUAUUUUUUAAUUAAAAUAUUCUGUAAAUUGAAAUAAAACUCUUUAAAAUGUU
This is a messenger RNA of Haplochromis burtoni (Burton's mouthbrooder), 4182 nucleotides long. RefSeq names its product C1q and TNF related 12 (gene c1qtnf12). The transcript is spliced from 8 exons. Lineage: Eukaryota; Metazoa; Chordata; Actinopteri; Cichliformes; Cichlidae. Gene Ontology annotation, molecular function: hormone activity. Bases 905 to 1867 code for a protein of 320 amino acids. The record is from RefSeq and is a predicted model, not a curated record.